This is a messenger RNA of Eutrema salsugineum, 1231 nucleotides long. RefSeq names its product 1-aminocyclopropane-1-carboxylate oxidase 4. Lineage: Eukaryota; Viridiplantae; Streptophyta; Magnoliopsida; Brassicales; Brassicaceae. The record is from RefSeq and is a predicted model, not a curated record. Bases 90 to 1061 code for a protein of 323 amino acids. The transcript is spliced from 4 exons.
AAAGAGUCAACAUAAAGUUAGGCAAAAACCCAGAAACCCAAAAAAAAAAGAAAAAGUAAUAAGAAAAGAAGUUGGAGAGAGAGAGAGAGAUGGAGAGUUUCCCGAUCAUCAAUCUCGAGAAGCUUAAUGGAGAAGAGAGAGGAAUCACGAUGGAGAAGAUCAAAGACGCUUGUGAAAACUGGGGAUUCUUUGAGUGUGUGAAUCAUGGGAUUCCACACGAGCUACUGGACAGAGUGGAGAAGAUGACGAAGGAACACUACAAGAAGUGUAUGGAAGAGAGAUUCAAAGAAUCCAUCAAGAACAGAGGACUCGACUCUGUUCGGUCUGAAGUCAACGACGUUGACUGGGAGUCAACUUUCUACCUUAAGCACCUUCCUGUCUCCAACAUCUCCGAUGUCCCUGAUCUCGACGACGAUUACAGGACGUUGAUGAAAGAGUUCGCCGGCAAGAUUGAGAAGUUGUCGGAGGAGCUACUAGAUCUGUUGUGCGAGAAUCUUGGAUUGGAGAAGGGUUAUCUGAAAAAGAUGUUUUACGGGUCGAAAAGACCGACUUUUGGAACCAAAGUGAGCAACUAUCCACCUUGUCCUCAACCGGAGCUAAUCAAGGGGCUCCGAGCACACACCGACGCCGGAGGAAUCAUACUCCUUUUCCAGGACGACAAAGUCAGUGGACUUCAGCUCCUUAAGGACGGCGAGUGGGUCGAUGUUCCUCCGGUUAAACAUUCAAUCGUCGUUAAUCUCGGCGAUCAACUUGAGGUGAUAACGAAUGGGAAGUACAAGAGCGUGGAGCAUAGAGUGAUAGCUCAGACGGACGGCGAAGGACGAAUGUCAAUUGCUUCAUUCUACAAUCCGGGUAGUGACUCCGUUAUUUUUCCGGCACCGGAGUUGAUCGGAAAAGAAUCGGAGGAGGAUAAGAAGGACAAGUAUCCAAAAUUCGUGUUCGAAGAUUACAUGAAGCUUUACUAUGCUGUCAAGUUUCAGGCCAAGGAACCGAGGUUCGAAGCCAUGAAAGCUAUGGAGACAACCGUGGCCAACAAUGUUGGACCAUUGGCCACUGCAUGAAUAAUUUAUUAUUUACUAUAAUAAAUUAAAUAGCCUAUAAUUGCUAUAUUUUUCUUGCCGUAGAAACUUAACUAUUUAAUAUCCUAAAAAUCUUGUUUAUGUGGCAUGUCUUGUUUGUAUGUUUCAUAAAUGUGUUUUAUAUAUGUAUAUGUGAUUUUAUGUUUGUUGUU